Molecule: messenger RNA, 4022 nt
Organism: Phascolarctos cinereus (koala)
Lineage: Eukaryota; Metazoa; Chordata; Mammalia; Diprotodontia; Phascolarctidae
Gene: GNAZ
Product: G protein subunit alpha z
Biological process (GO): adenylate cyclase-modulating G protein-coupled receptor signaling pathway
Cellular component (GO): cytoplasm; heterotrimeric G-protein complex
Molecular function (GO): G protein-coupled receptor binding; GTP binding; GTPase activity
Source: RefSeq, a predicted model, not a curated record
GGAGCAGGCGGCUCCCAGCGCAGGGCGCAGCGCUCGGGCUCCUGGGGGUACAGGGCUUGCAGUCGCCCUCACCCCUUCGGCUUCCUCCACUUCCCCUUCCCCCACGCACGCACACACGAGCCACCCCCUCUCCGCUCCCCUUACACCAUCACCUCCGCCCCGCCCCGCCUUGCCUCCUCGCAGCCGGGCUCCAGCAGUCACCUGGUGACCCAGCCCCUGCACCCCUCCGCUCCACUGCGCUCAGGCUGGGGCCCCGAGAGCGUCCAGCCAGGCUGGCUAUAGACGAUUAGUGUUAUUUAUAGCGAGAGGUGGCUAGGGGGAGGGGUGAAGGUGGGGGAGGAGGAGUCGGGGAGAGAGGCAGGCAAGCGAGCUCUCUGCCCGCCCCGCCCGCCUGCCCCAGCUCUUCCCGGGCCGGGCUGGGCCGGGCUGGGCUGGGCCCUGGGCUCUCCCGAUUCCGGCUGUCUAUCAGUCUAUCUCCGGCGCUGACGAGAGGCAUCGAGGACUACAAGAGCGCCAGGCAGGAAGGCCACAAGGAAAGCAGGCACGUGGGCCCCCAGCCCGGGGGUGAUGGAGAGGAUCCGUGACCUCACCCGCGCCCAAGAGGCGGGGGACGGGGAUGCCCAGAUCUGACGCGGAAGAGCCCAAGCCAGGAGGGGCCGAGAGGGCACCGCAGCAGUGGCAGCACCAGGAGGCUGCACCAGUUCUCCAGCCGGGCCUGGCAGCAUCACCCGAGCAACAGGAAAACACAGCUAAAAGGCUGACAGACGGACGCCGAGGUCGAGCUAGGCAGUUCCUCACCUUCGGCCAGAAGGAGGGCAAAUCAUUAUGCAGAAGAGAAGGGGGUACCUGAGAGAUUGGGCCAAGCCGAGGACAAGGGACGUGUCUUCUCACUAAAGGGAAUGUGCCACCAUUUCUUCCGUGGGCAGGGGAGCACCAUGAGAGGCAGGGAAGAAACAGUCCGUCUGCGGCUGCCCACCCGCAGGUCUUCACACCCCUGCUGGGACUGAGCCGGUUGGUACAGACCUGUUGGCCCAUCAGGUAUUGGAGAGCUCUAUUCUUUUUUCCACAGGGUGCACCUGGCACGCGGACUCCAAGAUACCGCAGCUACUCACUCAGAGGCACCGAGGAGCAGGCGGGAGAGGCAGAGGCAGAGGCAGAGCCAGACCCGGUCUCAGCUUCCCCGCCCUCUCGGUCGGCUCCCCGCAGCUAUACCAUGGGAUGUCGGCAAAGCUCGGAGGACAAAGAGGCAGCCCGGCGGUCCAGGAGGAUUGACCGCCACCUGCGCUCGGAGAGUCAGCGCCAGCGCCGCGAGAUCAAGCUGCUCCUCCUGGGAACCAGCAACUCGGGCAAGAGCACCAUUGUCAAGCAGAUGAAGAUCAUCCACAGCGGGGGCUUCAACCUGGAGGCCUGCAAGGAGUACAAGCCCCUGAUCGUGUACAACGCCAUCGACUCCCUGACGCGCAUCAUCCGAGCGCUGGCGGCCCUCAAGAUCGAGUUCCACAACCCGGACCGGGCCUAUGACGCCGUGCAGCUGUUCGCGCUGACGGGCCCGGCGGAGAGCCGCGGGGAGAUCACCCCCGAGCUGCUGGGGGUCAUGAAGCGGCUCUGGGCCGACCCCGGGGUGCAGCAGUGCUUCUGCCGCUCCAGCGAGUACCACCUGGAGGACAACGCUGCCUACUACCUGAACGACCUGGAGCGCAUCGCCGCGCUGGACUACAUCCCCACGGUGGAGGACAUUCUGCGCUCGCGGGACAUGACCACCGGCAUCGUGGAGAACAAGUUUACCUUCAAAGAGCUGACGUUCAAAAUGGUGGACGUGGGGGGUCAGAGGUCAGAGCGCAAAAAAUGGAUUCACUGUUUCGAGGGGGUUACAGCAAUCAUCUUCUGCGUGGAGCUCAGUGGCUACGACCUGAAGCUGUACGAGGAUAACCAGACGAGUCGGAUGGCCGAGAGCCUGCGCCUCUUUGACUCCAUCUGCAACAACAACUGGUUCGUCAGCACCUCCCUCAUCCUCUUCCUGAACAAGAAGGACCUGCUGGCGGAGAAGAUCCGGCGCAUCCCGCUCGCCGUCUGCUUCCCCGAGUACAAGGGCCAGAACACCUACGAGGAGGCGGCCGUCUACAUCCAGCGCCAGUUCGAGGACUUGAAUCGCAACAAGGAGACCAAGGAGAUCUACUCCCACUUCACGUGUGCCACCGACACCAGUAACAUCCAGUUUGUCUUUGACGCGGUCACGGACGUCAUCAUUCAGAACAAUCUCAAGUACAUCGGCCUCUGCUAGGAGCGCGCUGCGACGGACGGAUCCAUCUGCCUGUGGUGAAAGCAAUGGAGAGGAGCCCACCCCGCUGCUGGUGAAGAUCCACAGAGGGCAGCCCUGGAAGGCCAACGAGAAAAGGCGGGGGCGAGGCGGGGAAGUGAGCCACGCUCACGCCUCCCCUCUAUUUCCUCGUGCCCCGCAUCUUUUGCAGAAGUACAUAUAUAUAUUCAGAUAUAUAGAGAGAGCUAGAUAGGUAGGUAGGUAGAUAGCUAGACAUAUACAUAUAUAAACACAUUUGCAAAGUUCCCCAAAGAGGGCUUUCGGAGGCGCAUGAAGUAUGUUCACUAUAGUCACCGUAAGCUCAAGCCAUCCACUUCAUUUGGCUUUCUUAAGAGCCGCUCCAUUCUGUGGAGCAAAUAAGCAUCCACCUGGCCUUGGGGCCGUCUCACCACCUCGCAGAAGAGGCAGAGUGGUGAGAAUGGGCCACCUGCCUUGGGUUUCCAGAAGGAAGGCAAGGCCUGUGGGACAAGACAGGCAAGCAAGCAGAGGCACCCAGGUGAGCGGGGGCUUUGGAAGUCCACACAGGCUCGAUGUGGCUGCUUCUGCUCUGCAUAGGGCUCACCCCAGGUGCCCUCCACGCCUUCAGAAGCCAACGGCACAGACCUAGCUUAGGGUUCCCAAUCUGACUGUCGCCCCCUUGGAGCUGUUUACAAAAGCUUCAAAGACACGUGCAUCAAAAUCAAACCAGGCCAGAACGGGGCCAGGGAUUCUUGUAUUAGUCAUGAGUUUUCUACGUCCAGAUGUGGGCUUUCUUCUUCGACUUUUUUGAGGAGGGUGGGGAGGGCAAAUCUUGUGGUGUUUUACAGAUGAGGAAAAAAAAUUAUAGAAAAUUGAAAAAAGGCAAAUGAGUGUUCAUUUUAAAAUAUGGAUUGUAAAAAGAAAUCGCACGAUAGUUAUUUGGCGUGUGUGUGUGUGUGUGUGUGUGUGUGUGUGCACGUGCGCACGUGUGCGUGUGUUUUUCUAAGAGGGCUGUUCGUGUGUUUGGCUUGCUGGGUAUAAAACCUACCAAUGGGUAGCUUUGGAUCGCGGAAGGAAGUUCUGGGAAAUGUGGUCAGACUCUACCAGCCUCCUGGGGCUCCUGACCUUAAAGGUGUAGAAUAUAAGCCCCUACAAAAUCCCAUUCGCUCCUGCUGAGGUUUGGGGUUCUAUUUUUCACUUUUCAAACAUAGUGUAUUUGAUGAAGGUUAAUGUGGGAGCUCUGUGAACAAUAACUAGAUGUGUUGGUGUUUAAAAAAGUAAGUUCUCAGCUCUUCAGUUCAAUUAGGGAUGGAGGGCAAAGAGACAACUGCAUCUCCGGGCUCCCCAUUAUCAUCUCAUCAUCACAGGCUGACGCUCAGCAGCCCCAAUUCCUGUGAAGGCCCAGAGAGUUUGGGUGUCUGAUGGAAGAUUAAAAGAGUAUGUCAUGGGGACUCCACCAAGAAACAUGCCCUCCCAUCAUACAGUCCUGCCUUCUGCUAUAUCCCAACCAUAAAAGCCUGUUUUCAGACUUGUCCAGGAAGAAAUAGGUGGCACAAAUACAUGUCCAGCCAUUGCCGAAGUGGCCAGCGUAGUGGAAAUCUUCACUCGCCCUUUGUUCCCUCCCAUGUGGUCCAGGACGAGUGUGAGGAUUCUCGGUUAAGGGCUUUCAGAAAGUUGGGAGGGAGGGAAGUGACAAAAUCAGGUCAGAGGCUGUCCACCUUAAGAAAAUAAAAUCAUCCAAACAAUC